Messenger RNA from Musa acuminata AAA Group (dessert banana), 3662 nucleotides. RefSeq names its product kinesin-like protein KIN-5A. Gene Ontology annotation, molecular function: plus-end-directed microtubule motor activity; ATP binding; microtubule binding. Gene Ontology annotation, cellular component: spindle microtubule; mitotic spindle. The record is from RefSeq and is a predicted model, not a curated record. Gene Ontology annotation, biological process: microtubule-based movement; mitotic spindle assembly; spindle elongation. The transcript has 23 exons. NCBI's taxonomy places the organism in Eukaryota, Viridiplantae, Streptophyta, Magnoliopsida, Zingiberales, Musaceae. Bases 236 to 3442 code for a protein of 1068 amino acids.
UUCGCCCGAGGUUCCCUCCUAUCCCCGUCGCUGCUGGAAUCCUCUCUCCUUCUCUCCAAAAUGCCUUUUUGACAGCAGAAUCUCGCAAAAACCCAGAGAUUUAGUGCGGAACAAUCACUCGGGGUCGGCGAGAGCGCGACACCGAGUUCUCUCUUUUUCUCUUUAUUCAUAUUUUUAGGCGUGAUUGCAGCCGGCUAACGAUCCAUCGGUCUUUGGAACUCGUGGAUCGCUCUCGAUGUCGCAUCGCCGGCGGUAUUCUGGUGGAGAGGAGAUGGAUGGCUCCCGGAAGAAAGGGAGAUAUGUCGCGGUGUCGCCCACACGCUCUCCGGGAUCCACUGAUAAGUACGGGAGAGGGCUGUUGGUUGAUGGGAAUGGGAACUCGAGCAGCAAUAAUUCAAGCAGCAAGCUUAAUAAGGACAAAGGGGUUAAUAUCCAGGUCAUUCUCAGAUGCAGACCAUUAAGCGAUGAUGAGAAGAGGAUGAACACCCCGGUGGUCAUAUUCUGCAAUGAACACCGUCGAGAAGUUACAGCUGCUCAUAGUACUUCCAACAAACAGAUAGACAGAACCUUUACUUUUGAUAAGGUUUUCGGGCCAACUUCCAUGCAAAAGGAUUUGUUUGACCAAGCUAUUGUUCCCAUAGUCAACGAGGUUCUGGAGGGCUACAACUGCACUAUCUUUGCCUAUGGGCAGACGGGCACAGGUAAAACCUACUCGAUGGAAGGUGGAGGAAGAAAACUUAAGAAUGGAGAAUUACCAAGCGAUGCUGGUGUUAUCCCAAGGGCAGUGCAGCGUAUCUUUCACACGCUUGAGGCACAAAGUGCUGAGUACAGCAUGAAAGUCACAUUUCUUGAGCUAUAUAACGAGGAGAUAACUGAUCUUUUGGUGCCGGAUGAAUCAAAAUUUUCUGAUGACAAGACCAAGAAAUCUAUAGCUCUCAUGGAAGAUGGAAAGGGAGGCAUCUUUAUGAGAGGACUUGAAGAGGAGGCAGUGUAUACUGCUGGUGAAAUAUACAAAAUCUUGGACAAAGGGUCUGCAAAAAGGCAUACUGCCGAGACUUUACUCAACAAGCAAAGCAGCAGAUCUCACUCCAUAUUUUCCAUUACAGUUCACAUUAAGGAAUGCACUCCUGAGGGAGAGGAGAUGAUUAAGUGUGGAAAGCUUAACCUCGUGGAUCUUGCUGGUUCAGAGAAUAUAUCACGAUCUGGUGCUAGAGAUGGAAGAGCAAGAGAAGCCGGGGAGAUAAAUAAAAGUUUGCUCACACUUGGACGUGUUAUUAAUACUCUCGUUGAUCAUUCUGGCCAUAUUCCAUAUAGAGACAGCAAAUUGACAAGGUUGCUAAGAGAUUCCUUGGGUGGAAGGACUAAAACAUGUAUUAUUGCCAAUAUAUCACCUUCUGCCCUCUGUUUGGACGAGACACUGAGCACCUUAGAUUAUGCACACCGUGCAAAGAAUAUAAAAAAUAAGCCCGAGGUCAAUCAGAAGAUGAUGAAAUCUGCAAUGAUCAAGGAAUUGUACACAGAAAUUGACCGCCUUAAACAAGAGGUAUUUGCUGCGAGAGAGAAGAAUGGCAUAUAUAUUCCACUCAAUAGGUUUUUAAUUGAAGAAGCUGAGAAGAAGGCCAUGGCUGAGAAAAUAGAAAAAAUGGAACUUUAUUUGGAUUUGAAGGAUAAGCAACUAGUUGCGCUUCAAGAUCUUUACAAUUGUCAAAAACUACUCAGUGCUGAUUUAAGUGACAAACUAGAAAGAACACAGAAAAAGCUGGUGGAUGCUGAGCAUGCUUUACUGGACCUAGAAGAAAGAUACAGAAAAGCAAAUUCUACAAUAAAAUUUAAGGAAUUUCUGAUAUCUGCUCUACUCAAGUCCGAGAAGGCACUUGUUGAGCAUGCUUAUGAGCUUAGAUCAGAACUAGAAAAUGUGGCUGCAUACGUUUCAAGCUUGUUUUCUAAAAUAGAGCACAAAGGUAAAAUAGAGGAAGAAAACAGAAAGCUUGUCCAAAAGUUCCGGUCUCAAUUAACUCAAGAGCUGGACCACUUGCAUAGAAUUGUCUCAGCUUCAUUGAUGCGACAGGAGACCCAGCUGAAAGAAAUGGAAGAGGACAUGGAAUCAUUUAUACCUACAAAGGCCAAGGCCACUGAAGAAAUCAGAAUGCACGUUGAAAGACUGAAAGCUAAGUGUGGUUCUGGGAUCAGAGAUUUGGAUGCUUUAGCCGGUGAACUUGACAAGAAUUCAGAAUAUACCUUUGGAAGAUUGAAUUCCCAAGUGUUGAAGCACUCUACUGCCCUUGAAAAUUGCUUCAAAGGAAUAGCUUCGGAGGCUGAUCAACAUUUAAAUGAACUUCAAGUAGGUCUGUCUAAACAAGAAGACAAGUUAGCUGCAUUUGCACAACAGCAGCAUGAAGGACAUCUUAGAGCUAUUGAAUCUAUGAGGUCCAUAUCUAAGAUAACUUCUAGUCUUUUUGAAACCUUGGAUAUUCAUGCAUCCAAAUUAACCAAGAUCUUGGGAGAAUCACUAACCAUACAAUACCAACAACUGCAUGAUGUUGAGAAGAAGUUCGAGGAAUGUGUUGUUAAUGAAGAAAGACAAUUAUUGGAAGAAGUGGCAGCCAUGUUAGCUAGUUCAAGUGCAAGGAAGAAGAAGUUGGUUCAAACCGCAGUUGAUAGUCUCCGAGCUAGUGCUGUUGACAGAACGAGUAAUCUACAAAAGGAAAUGUCAACUGCUUCCGAUUUUACUUGUCGUAUAAAAGGACAAUGGAAAGCAUACAUGGAAGAAACUGAAAAUCACUAUAUUGAGGAUACUGCAGCAGUUGAAAGUAGCAGAAAUGACAUAGAAGAAGGUUUAAAAAGUUGCAUGGCAAAGGCUAGAAUGGGUACACAACAAUGGAGAAAUGCUCAAAAUUCCCUGCUGAUUCUUGGUAAAGGGAAUGAAGCAUCAGCAGAUUCAAUUGUCAGGAACGGAUUGGAUGCCAACCAGCAUCUGCGUGCCAAAUUAUCUUCUGCUGUUUCAUCAACCCUUGAAGAUGUCAAUACUUCAAACAAGGAUAUUUUAUCGUGCAUCGACUCUUCACUAAAACUCGACCAAGAUGCAUGUGCAAACCUAGACAGCGUGCUCGUUCCAUGCCAUGGGGAACUAAGAGAAUUGAAAAAUGGUCAUUACCACAAAAUUGUGGAGAUCACAGACAUUGCAGAAAAAUAUCUUGAAGAAGAAUAUACAGUUGACGGACCAUCUUGUUCCACCCCAAAGAAACGAUCGAUCAGUCUGCCAAGCAUAGCAUCGAUCGAGGAACUACGGACUCCGGACUUUGAGGAACUAUUGAAGUCAUACAGGGAUUCAAUGUCUGCUUCGAAGCAGGCGAACGGUGAUGCAAAACAUUUAUCUGGUUCGUAUGAGUCUCAGUUUCAGUCUUUGAGAGAUUCAAGGAUUCCACUAACGGCCAUCAAUUAAUUAGGGCAAAUAACGUAGUAGUUAGUUCUCAGCUUAUACCUGCAUGUACAGAGCAUAAGAAGGGAGUAAAGCAUAUUUCAUUCUUUCCAGCUUCGUUAGAGUUUCAUUCAUAUCACCCAAGCUGGGUUUUCCAGCAGUGAAGCUCUAUUCCAUGGCUGUAUAUGUACAUAUAGUUUCCCUUUUUCUACAGAAUAAAUGGUGAGGAUGGGAUACGAUCUUA